AUGGCCUCCGCAACCGUCACAAAGACCAACAUCGGUGUCUACACCAACCCCAAACAUGACCUCUGGAUCGCCGAUUCGACUCCAACAGUAGAGGACAUCAAUUCUGGCAAGGGCCUGAAGGCCGGCGAGGUCACAGUUGAGGUCCGCAGCACUGGUAUCUGCGGUUCCGAUGUUCACUUCUGGCACGCCGGGUGUAUUGGUCCUAUGAUCGUCACUGGCGACCACGUCCUCGGCCACGAAUCGGCAGGCCAGAUCCUUGCAGUCGCGCCUGAUGUCACACACCUCAAGGUCGGCGACCGCGUCGCUAUUGAGCCCAAUGUUAUCUGCAACGCCUGCGAGCCCUGUCUGACCGGUCGCUACAACGGCUGCGAAAAUGUCGCUUUCCUCUCCACUCCCCCUGUCGACGGCCUGCUCCGUCGCUACGUCAAUCACCCCGCCGUUUGGUGCCACAAGAUCGGUGAUAUGAGCUUCGAGGAUGGUGCUAUGCUUGAGCCUCUGAGUGUUACUCUGGCUGCUGUCGAGCGCAGCGGUCUGCGUCUCGGUGACUCUCUGUUGAUCACCGGUGCCGGGCCUAUCGGUCUCAUCAGCUUGCUCAGCGCGCGGGCUGCGGGUGCUUGUCCCAUUGUCAUCACCGAUAUUGAUGAGGGCCGUCUGGCUUUCGCCAAGUCGCUUGUUCCUGAAGUUCGCACCUACAAGGUUGAGAUUGGCAAGUCAGCUGAAGAGUGCGCAGACGGUAUUAUCAAUGCCCUGAAUGACGGCAAGGGCUCUGGCCCUGAUGCACUGCGCCCUAAGCUGGCUUUGGAAUGCACCGGUGUCGAAAGCAGUGUCAACUCCGCUAUCUGGAGUGUCAAGUUCGGUGGCAAGGUCUUUGUCAUUGGUGUCGGCAAGAACGAGAUGACUAUUCCCUUCAUGCGUCUCAGCACCCAGGAGAUCGACCUGCAGUACCAGUACCGAUACUGCAACACCUGGCCCCGCGCCAUUCGCCUUGUCCAGAACGGUGUGAUUGACCUGAGCAAGUUGGUCACUCACCGGUUCUCACUUGAGGAUGCUCUCAAGGCAUUUGAGACAGCUGCCAACCCCAAGACUGGAGCUAUUAAGGUGCAGAUCAUGAGCUCAGAGGAGGAUGUUAAGGCCGCCAAUGCUGGUCAGAAGAUUUAA
Penicillium soppii is the source of this 1158-nucleotide messenger RNA. Its product is annotated as NAD(P)-dependent alcohol dehydrogenase. Lineage: Eukaryota; Fungi; Ascomycota; Eurotiomycetes; Eurotiales; Aspergillaceae. Gene Ontology annotation, molecular function: zinc ion binding; L-iditol 2-dehydrogenase (NAD+) activity. The record is from RefSeq and is a predicted model, not a curated record. Bases 1 to 1158 code for a protein of 385 amino acids. Gene Ontology annotation, biological process: D-sorbitol catabolic process. The transcript has a single exon.